Molecule: messenger RNA, 3561 nt
Organism: Zootoca vivipara (common lizard)
Lineage: Eukaryota; Metazoa; Chordata; Lepidosauria; Squamata; Lacertidae
Gene: FIGNL1
Product: fidgetin like 1
Molecular function (GO): microtubule severing ATPase activity; ATP hydrolysis activity; ATP binding
Source: RefSeq, a predicted model, not a curated record
GGAGCUGCAAGAUGGCGGCGCCCCGGAGGGAAGCGUGACUGGCCCGCUUCGCGCGCGGCUUCGGCCCCAGGACGCCUCUCUCGGCUCGGCCCGGCCCUCACCACCCCCAGAGCAUGCAGCCCAAUAGCCCCAGUGAUGAUAUACACCUGAGUGAAUGGCAGGUGAAUCACUUUGCUUAUACCUCUGACACCUCUACACCAGGACAGAAGGCAGAUGCAUAUCGUGCACAGAUUUUACGCAUUCAGUAUGCAUGGGCAAACUCUGAGAUCUCCCAAGUUUGCGCUGCCAACCUAUUCAAAAAAUAUGCAGACAAAUACUCUGCGAUUCUUGACUCUGACAAUCCAGAGAUUGGCUUGAAUAACUUUGCGGAAAACAUUUUGACUCUGGCAAGAAGUCAGCAAAAUGAAAAUGACAAGUGGCAAUCUGCUUUGACGACAGCUAAUGUGAUGGAACUGAAGUGUGUGCAAGAGAUGAUGCAGAAUAGUGAAAUGUUUCAGAGUGCUCUAGUAGCACAUGCAGGCGCUGACAAGGAAGCCACCGCCUCUGUUGCUUCAAGUCUUCCUAAACUCACUCACUGCAGUGGUGAUGGCAAAUCUGUACAUAGGGAUGGCUCAUCAGACUGUACAAGUCAGGAACUACAUAUCCUUGGCAGAGCCCCAGCUUUGAAACCUCAUCAGUUUGGUAUGCUUUCCUCAGCCAAGGCCAGAGCUGCACAUUCUUUUUUGCCAGUGCCUAUAAGUGAAGUGUCUGACAUUACCUCUUGUGCAACUCCAUUGUUUAGAGAUGGUGAAUCAGUGUUUAGUAGUUCUCUGACACUCAUGAGUAACACUGGUUUGAAGCAGAAUUCUUCAUCUUCCACUCAGUCUGCUUUCCCUUCAGAGAUGGGCAACCUGGGGAAAAGGAAAGCAUUUCUUGUGUCGAAUGAAGAAAGUAGCACUACAUCUUCUGCUUUCAUUCCUAAUAAGCCACUUAAUACAGAAGGGAAGACCUUUGCAUGGAGUGGAAGCAAAAUCAAUGAGAACAGAGCACCUGGUUUCAAAACUGCGAAAGAACAGCUCUGGGUGGACCAGCAGAAGAAGCACCAGCACCAAUCAGAGCGUACACCAUUCCCGUCUAGCAGUAGUACAAAAAAGACUUUGGGUCUUUCAAGAUCUCGGGGUGUGUCCGGGAAGUUUGUCCCUCCAACACCAAAACAAGACGGGAAUGAAAACAUGGGGACGCAGUGCAAAUCUUACGGGUCUACAGAGGUGACUUGUCCAACGGAUGAACGGCUAAAGAAUAUAGAGCCAAAAAUGAUUGAACUUAUUAUGCAAGAGAUCAUGGAUCAUGGGCCUCCAGUGAAUUGGGAUGACAUUGCUGGGGUCGAAUUCGCAAAAGCAACCAUCAAGGAGAUAAUAGUGUGGCCUAUGUUGAGACCUGACAUUUUCACUGGUUUAAGGAGUCCUCCAAAAGGAAUUCUUCUGUUUGGUCCUCCUGGGACAGGGAAGACGCUCAUUGGCAAAUGCAUUGCAUGUCAGUCUGGGGCUACAUUUUUUAGCAUCAGUGCCUCUUCAUUGACCUCAAAGUGGGUAGGUGAGGGAGAAAAGAUGGUCCGCGCAUUGUUUGCUGUUGCACGAUUCCAGCAGCCAGCAGUAAUCUUCAUUGAUGAAAUUGAUUCUCUCCUGUCCCAGCGUGCAGACGGGGAACACGAGUCUUCUAGAAGAAUAAAAACUGAAUUCUUGGUCCAGUUAGAUGGAGCAACGACCUCUUCUGAAGACCGCAUACUAGUUGUGGGAGCAACCAACCGGCCGCAAGAAAUUGAUGAGGCUGCCCGAAGGAGACUGGUGAAGAGGUUGUACAUCCCACUUCCUGACAGUUCUGCUAGAAAGCAGAUAGUGACUCGUCUGAUGUCAAAGGAAAAUUGCUCCCUAACGGAGGAGGAAAUUGAUCUCAUUGUUAAAAAAUCAGAUGGGUUUUCUGGAGCUGAUAUGACUCAGCUUUGUAGAGAGGCUUCUCUAGGCCCUAUCCGCAGCCUUCAGUCUAUUGAUAUUACAACUAUUGCACCUGAGCAAGUACGAUCUAUAGUUUUUCAAGAUUUUGAAAGUGCUUUAAAAACUGUGCGCCCCAGUGUGUCCUCCAAAGAUCUCGAAUUGUAUGAUACUUGGAAUCAAACAUUUGGAUGUGGAAGAUAAAAGAAAUUAACUUUGUAUGCUUGAAUUCCAUGAUAACAUUUGAUUUUUAUCUUUAUUUCUAAAAACGUUCAUAGUGUUCUAAUAAAUUUGAGGGGGGGAAACUGGCACGUGGUCGCCUUCCUUCCUUGCUUCCUUUAUUGCUCGAACUGUUAAGCCCUCUGUGCAGACAGAUUGCUUAGUAAGAGAUAUUCAUUACUUUAUACUAUAAUCCUCUGUAUACCUACUAGGAAGCAAAUCUCCUUGAACUCAUUGGGAAUUAGUAAUGAGUAAGCACACAUGCAUGUCCCUGCAGUAAACUUGUACUAUCCUAGUUAAUUACAAGAAUUUUAAGCUGUGGAGUGGCAGAGCCCUUAACAACAGGUAUCAUUGAAGAAGAAAUGAUGUUAAGAGGCUCCACUCAAACACCCAUAUGCUGCAGUUGAGAAGAAGUAAAUCUAUUUUCAUAAUCUUGCACUGUAUCGCAGAAUCAGGACUUGAGUAGGAAGAUAUUAGAGUUCAUCAGUCUUUCAAUAUAGCCUGUAGAAGUCAUUUCUGCUGUCUGCUUUCACACACACACAACCAUCAUAGGAUCUUAGGGCAGUUCACAGAAUAAAAUACAAGAUAAAAACACACCUAAAUAAUUAAAACGGCAAAACAAUAACCCCCACUUCCCACAAGCAUAUAUUAAAAGGCUGUAAAAUAUGAAUCAGCCAAAGGUUACCAGUGUUCUAGGUAUUUAUGACUGCUGAAUUGUCAGCAUAUAGGGAAAUGCUUUGUUUUGAUAUAGUCAAACAAGGAAAAAGGGAAGUGAGGUGGGGGGAAAAUGGUAAGAAAACAGGUAUUGUAAGUGUGAUGUGCAUUUGCAUUGUUCUUCUACAAUGAUUUAUUUUUAUUUUUAGAAAAUUGAAGGCCACCUUUGUGAACAAAACUCUUUAAAGGCAACUUACAAACAAGUAAAAAAACAACCUUAAAUGGUGGUAAGAUGAAAUAUAAUACGGAACUGCCAAUUUAUUAAAUUUGUAUACUGCCCUAUACCCAUAAAUCUCAGGACAGUUCACAACAUAAAAUUACUAAAAUAAAGUAAAGAAGGCACAAAAUACAUAAUAAAAACAAAGACAACCCAAGAAUCCCCCCUUCCUUCCACAACAAAUUUAAAAGUGCUUCAGAUGUUAAUUAGCCAGAGGCCUGGUUAAAGAGGAAGAUUUUCGCCUGGUGUCUAUUGUUGUUGUUGUUUAGUCGUUUAGUCGUGUCCGACUCUUUGUGACCCCAUGGACCAUAGCACGCCAGGCACUCCUGUCCUGCACUGCCUCCCGCAGUCUGGUCAAACUCAUGUUCGCAGCUUCGAGAACACUGUCCAACCAUCUUGUCCUCUGUCGUCCCCUUCUCCUAGUGCCCUCAAUCUUUCCCAACA